CUCUUCUUUCAGCCCGGUUUUUCGCAGUUGCACAUGAGGUUCAUGAAGUAAAUAAGUUUUGGUUACAGGCAAAACAAAAUCGUGUGCAUUAAGUCGCUAAAAUAUAAAAUCAACAAGCAAACAGCUUCUUGUUCCACUAAUAUCUAAAGUUACAAGGAAUUAUCAGGACAGGAUGCCACAGGGAAAGCUGAAGGUGAAAGCCAAGAUUCCGGUAGGGGCAAAAGUGAAACAACGGACAAUUGCCAAAGCGAAAGAUGUUCAAAAGAGAAACAGGCCUGCGCAGCGUAAGAAGGCGGCCAACGCGGUGGGGGCGGCGAUAACGAGGGCCAUCAAUGAGAACAACGAGACGACCGUGAGAGAGAAAGCGGUGGUGGACGGAAAGACGCUUCAUAUCCUUCCCUCCGACGACGUCCUUCCCGCAGAAAAGGCUGGUCUGGGCAGUGCUGGUGGGGCUAAACCUUCCACCAGCUCGAAGAAGAAUCAGAAAAAGUCAAAAAACAAAAAGUGAAUCGUAUCUACAAUUUUCCAGUUUUUGCGUAAUCUUCACCUUCCCUUGUUCGCUGAACAUGCCCUUAGCUCGAAAAUAUAAUUACGAUAAAUAAAUAUUUUUCAAUUUUA
Folsomia candida is the source of this 618-nucleotide messenger RNA. RefSeq lists its product as uncharacterized. The record is from RefSeq and is a predicted model, not a curated record. The transcript is spliced from 3 exons. NCBI's taxonomy places the organism in Eukaryota, Metazoa, Arthropoda, Collembola, Entomobryomorpha, Isotomidae. The coding region runs from base 173 to 508 and encodes 111 amino acids.